AUGCCAAAGCCACCACCCAAACCGGUCAAACAAGGACAAGUCAAGGUCUUCAGAACUCUGUAUACAAUUGAACCCAGUACUCCAGAUGGACUGUACUUUGAAGAAGGUGAUAUUAUCUACAUUACCGACAUGAGUGAUACCAAUUGGUGGAAAGGCACCUGCAAAGGCAGAACUGGGCUAAUUCCAAACAACCAUGUGGCUGAGAAGGCAGAAUCCGUUGACAAUCCAUUGCACGAAGCUGCCAAAAGAGGCAACCUGAGCUAGUUGAGAGAGUGUUUGGACAACCGUGUUGGUGUUAAUGGCUUGAGCACUGCCUUAUACUGGGCCUGCCACAGUGGUCACAAAGAUAUAGUGGAAAUGCUAUUUACUCAGCCAAAUAUGGAACUAAACCAACAGAACAAGUUGGGGGACACUGCUUUGCAGGCUGCUGCCUGGAAGGGAUAUGCAGACAUUGUCCAGCUGCUUCUGGCAAAAGGUGCUAGAACAGACUCCAGGAACAAUGAGGAGAAGCUGGCCCUGGCUAUGGCGACGAAUGUUGCCUGUGCCUCUCUCCUUAAGAAGAAACAAGGAACAGAUGCAGUUCAGACAUUAAGUAAUGCUGAGGACUAUCUUGCUGAUGAAGACUCAGAUGAAUUCCCUCCCACAGCUUUGAGAUCUAAAACUUAUGUUGCUUUUGCCAUUCCCAAAGUCUUGUCUUUGCCAGAAGAGUGUUGGUAA
Echinops telfairi (small Madagascar hedgehog) is the source of this 717-nucleotide messenger RNA. RefSeq names its product osteoclast-stimulating factor 1-like. Gene Ontology annotation, biological process: signal transduction. The record is from RefSeq and is a predicted model, not a curated record. Gene Ontology annotation, molecular function: protein binding. Lineage: Eukaryota; Metazoa; Chordata; Mammalia; Afrosoricida; Tenrecidae.